Sarcophilus harrisii (Tasmanian devil) is the source of this 3451-nucleotide messenger RNA. RefSeq names its product major facilitator superfamily domain containing 13A (gene SLC68A1). The transcript has 9 exons. The coding region runs from base 192 to 1730 and encodes 512 amino acids. NCBI's taxonomy places the organism in Eukaryota, Metazoa, Chordata, Mammalia, Dasyuromorphia, Dasyuridae. The record is from RefSeq and is a predicted model, not a curated record.
GAUUUUCGGAGAGGGGGGCGGGGAAAGGAUGUGCUGCGCGCAGGCGCCCUGUCCCCGCAGCUUCUGGUUGUCUCCGAGCUCUCUGAGUAGGUCGGCACCGCAUAGGAGUGAGGAUGGUGUGGCCCUGGAAAGGGAGUAAGGAAGCAGGUACACUGGCAUCCCUCAUCCACUGAGGCCUGGGGCUGUGGGCCAUGGCAGGUCGGCCUCUGGCCUGGCUCUUCAGCCUGCCCACUGCUGUAGUCUAUGGUUCAUUGUCACUCUUUGUCUCCAUUCUACACAAUGUGUUUCUGCUGUACUACGUGGACACAUUUGUUUCCGUGUACAAGAUUGACAAACUGGCCUUCUGGGUCGGAGAGACAGUGUUUCUCCUCUGGAACAGCCUCAAUGACCCACUCUUUGGCUGGCUCAGUGACCGUGUCUUCCUCAGCUCCUCACCCAGGGCAGGAGCUUCGAUCCCAACCCAGGAUGUGGUUCUGAGCAGGCUCCGGGCUCUCAGCCGGCAUGGCCCAUUGCUGGCUCUCGCCUUCCUGGCAUUCUGGGUGCAGUGGGCACCUACGGGGAUGCAGUUCUUGCUCUGUUUGUGUCUCUAUGAUGGCUUCCUGACCCUGGUGGACCUCAAUCACCACGCUUUGCUGGCUGACCUGGCCCUGUCUGCUCAUGGCCGAACACACCUCAAUUUCUACUGUUCUCUCUUUAGCGCAGCAGGCUCUCUCUCAGUCUUUGCCUCUUACACUGUGUGGAACAAGGAAGAUUUUUCUUCCUUUCGUGCCUUCUGCGUGGUUCUGGCCGUCUUCUCUGGGCUUGGCUUUACUGGAGCCACAUGGCUCCUAAGGCAGCGGUUUGAGACAGAGGGGAAGACACUGGAGGCCCUGCAUUCAGCCUCAGAAGGCCCAGAUGGGGAAAAACCAUGCGUAAACGAGGAGGAAAAGAGGGUCACUCUGGGCGAGUAUCUCCAGCAGCUAGCACGCCAUCGAAACUUCCUCUGGUUCGUAGGCAUGAACUUGGUGCAGGUCUUCCACUGCCACUUCAACAGCAACUUCUUCCCUCUCUUCCUGGAGCACUUGCUGUCAGACCAGAUCUCUCUCUCCACAGGCUCCUUCCUUCUGGGGGUGUCCUACAUCGCUCCUCAUCUCAACAACCUCUACUUCCUGACGCUGUGCCAAAGGUGGGGCGUUUACGCAGUGGUUCGAGGGCUCUUCCUUCUCAAGCUGGGCCUCAGCCUCCUCAUGCUGCUGGCCGGGCCGGACCACCUCCACCUGCUGUGCAUCUUCAUUGCUAGCAACCGUGUGUUCACGGAGGGCACCUGCAAGCUGCUGACCCUGGUGGUCACAGACCUGGUGGAUGAAGACUUGGUGCUGAAUCGUCGGAAGCAGGCCGCUUCAGCCCUUCUCUUUGGGAUGGUGGCCCUGGUGACCAAGCCUGGCCAGACCUUUGCCCCACUGCUGGGCACUUGGCUGCUUUGCUUCUAUACUGGCCAUGACCUUUUCCAACAGCCCUUGCUGACUCCGGUGGGCAGUGCAAGGCCUUGGUUGGACCCCCCUGCCCCACCACGGGCAUCCACUUUACGUCAGGGAUGCUUCUACUUGCUAGUGCUGGUGCCCAUCAUGUGUGCGCUGCUGCAGCUGAUCACUUGGUCCCAGUUCACCUUGCAUGGGAGGCGCCUGCACAUGGUCAAAGCCCAGCGCCAGAGUCUGUCCAAGCCCUGGGCUUUGGACAUUAAGACUGUAUGAGGGACCUCCGGGGAAGGCAGACUAGGGUGCUGUUUGCCCAGCUACUUUCUUAACCUCACCAGGAGCUGGGAGCCUCCUCACCCAGGCUCUUCUCUGGCUUUGUUUCUCAGGUAUAGCAGUAAGUAACAUGGCUGGGGAAUGGACCUCCAGGGUUUUCCCUUGGACCUGGCCAGAUGCAGAGGUCAUGGUUUGCCAGGCUUCCUCUCAUCUCUCAACAGUUGACUCAGGGCAAAGGCUAUGAAGUGGGUUCUCAGGAUGUGGUUCUGGGCUGUUUUAAGCAGAUGAAAAGAACCAGGAAUCGGGUAGGGCUAAGUCGGGGAAGGGCACACCGCUCACCCCCAAGUCUGUGCCCUCUGAUUUGUGCCUAACACAGGUAUUAAUGAAGCACUUCAUUUCCCUCUGCACAAAGAGGGCAGCAGAGAGGGCUGCCUUUUCAGAAGCUUGGGAUGGCCCCGACUACCUGGACAGAAGCUUAUGGAGAGGAACUGUUCUCCAUAAGGGUGGUCAUUGGGCCUACACGAUUCCCAGAGGUUGGCCUAUGCCUGAAGGUCAAGGUGGGGGCACUCUGUGGGUGCCACUUACCCAAACUCUUUUUGUCAUUUCAAAUUCUUUGUACUUCACUUGCCCCAGAAAUGGAUUCAUUUCCCAGGGACUCAUUAAAGCCAGUAAAUCACUUUUGCUCCUUAGACAUUUUCUGUCAGGAGUGGGGGUUUAUUGUGAUUGGCUUCUGCAUGAAGAGUCGGUCCAAGUGGCUCAAAGCUGAGGGUGUCACAGCAAGUAUAGAAGACUGAACACCAGCCAGAGCAGAGGAAGGACUCAGGAGCUAGGUGUAUGAGAAGCCUGAGCCCAGGGUAGGGCAGUGCAGAGUCCUGGGUUUGACAGAGAUUAGAAAUCUUGCUCUUCCCUCCUGUCCAGGCCUCUUAGUAGCAGACAAAUGAAUGAUAGGUCCGAGGUAGCACCAGUCACUUGUAACUGGAAGGGAGUUGGCCGGCUGACCUCUAGUCCAACAAGCAAUGGUUCCUUGUGUGUUGUUGACUAUAGAGAACACCAGGCAUCAAGUAUCUAUGGAACAACUUUAUUUAAGUACACUGGGCACCACCAGGCAACGUGGUUUGGAGACAGGCUGUGCAGGGCAAAGGAUGGGGCUGAGAAGGAAGGUGGAAGGAAGCACACUGCAGUUUGGUUGCCACAUUGCUUUCACACACACCUGGCCACCCCCCUCUGGCUGGGGCCUUUGGUCACGGUGGAGUGGGGGUGGGGCGGGGAGGACACUGGCAUCUUUGGAAUUUCGAAAUGGGAUAGGCAGGAGCCUGCUACACAUCAGGGAGGGCCACAUGAUUAUUCACAAUGCCCUAAGUAUCAACAAAGGCAAAUAGGCACCCAGGGGCUCCUAGAUUAUAGGCCACUGUUUAGGGAGGAGUGGCUCAAGCCAGAUGCUUCAACAGAAAUUGACCCAGAGCAGGAUGUAAAAACCAUCUCAUUGGACAAGGAGUGGGGCACUGCCUUUCCUUCCUCAGCGCCUGGAUCCCUUGCUUGAAGGCCUAGGCCGAUUUCAGCAGUGUCAACCCUAAGAAUUAGAUCCCUCUUCCAGUGAUUUCUUCCAGUUUGCCUAGGUAGUCAGCAGCAGGUUAGGGGCCCUCUGUCAGACUCCCUCCAUUCCAACUUCCAACUCUGGCUUUCCUUCUUUCUCUCUUAGGCCUGGGGCCCAUGGUGAAGCUAAG